Messenger RNA from Morchella sextelata, 164 nucleotides. RefSeq lists its product as uncharacterized. The transcript has a single exon. The record is from RefSeq and is a predicted model, not a curated record. Lineage: Eukaryota; Fungi; Ascomycota; Pezizomycetes; Pezizales; Morchellaceae. The annotation marks the transcript as partial.
ACCUACCGGGCUAUGAAAGGUGGACUAGGACUUCUCUCCAAGGGCCUGUCUUCCUCCGCCACGAGCUAGAGAUUGCGGAAACGGUUCACGUUGUCCUUCAACUGUCUUUACCCAUACCCCUACCAGGCGACUGUAAUGGCGGAUCAGGUUACCGUUGGAAGUAG